This is a messenger RNA of Rubroshorea leprosula, 1040 nucleotides long. Lineage: Eukaryota; Viridiplantae; Streptophyta; Magnoliopsida; Malvales; Dipterocarpaceae. The record is from the annotation of a GenBank genome assembly.
AUUAAGUCCCUCCAUAUCAGCCAUGGCCGAGAAGGAGAAGGCGAUGACAAUGGUGCUGAAUGUGGACCUACAGUGCUCAAAAUGCUACAAGAAGAUCAAGAAACUUCUCUGUAAAUUUUCUGAAAUACGAGAUCAGACGUAUGAUGAGAAGGCAAAUAAGGUGACAAUCAAGGUGGUGUGCUGCUCGCCGGAGAAGAUCAGGGACAAGUUAUGCUGCAAGGGUGGUGGAUGCAUCAAGAGCAUUGAGAUCAAAGAUGAUCAGAAGAUUAAGGGGACAACAAUGGUGCUCAAUGUAGUGGACCUACAGUGCUCAAAAUGCUACAAGAAGGUCAAGAAACUUCUCUGCAAAUUUCCUGAAAUACGAGAUCAAACGUAUGAUGAGAAGGCAAACAAGGUGACAAUUAAGGUGGUGUGCUGCUCGCCGGAGAAGAUCAGGGACAAGUUAUGCAGCAAGGGUGGUGGAUGCAUCAAGAGCAUUGAGAUCAAAAAGCCAGAUGAAAAGAAGCCACCUCCGCCUAAGCCCAAGCCUCAGCGUCCGUCUCAGCCUCCAACUACGCCUAAGCCUAAGCCUAAGGAUGAGCCUACGCCUUGGCCUCCACGUCCGAAGAGGGAACCGACAGGAUCCACAGCUGACGGUGAUACUCCAAGACCUCAACCAGAUACUGACGACGACGAUGAAAGGAAUUUGCGUUAUUUGCGUUACCCGCCACCUGCUUCUCCGGUAAUUGGGUUUUGGUAUAGUGAAGGCUCUAGUCAUAGUGGAAUGCCGGGGAACCCAUGUUACGGUGGUGGGGCAGUCCAAUAUGUUGGUUAUUAUGGGAGACCAAUUUACGACAGCUGGGGUGGCGGCUGUUGGCGAAGGGAGAAGGAGAACAAAGGAGGGUUGGAGAUCGAAGGGAUGAAGAAAAAGGGAUGAAAGGGAGAGGAAGAGAGACGAAAGAAAACUCACGUGAGAUGGAAGAGGUGGGUAAACAUGUAAAUUCAGAUAUAUAAUUGAUUUUAAAUUAUUUAUUUUGUUUAAUUAAAUAGUGAUUACUUUG